Eubalaena glacialis (North Atlantic right whale) is the source of this 609-nucleotide messenger RNA. Its product is annotated as cardiotrophin-2. Lineage: Eukaryota; Metazoa; Chordata; Mammalia; Artiodactyla; Balaenidae. The transcript has 2 exons. The annotation marks the transcript as partial. The record is from RefSeq and is a predicted model, not a curated record.
UUUCUCCUGCCAGCCCCCCUCUGCCUGCUGACCCUGCUGCUGCCACCCCUUGGUCUGGGGGCCCCCAUCUCCCCAGCUGAGCCCAUCAGUCAAGCCUACAGCCUGGCACUCUACAUGCAGAAGAAUACUUCAACACUGCUGCAGACUUAUCUCCAGUGCCAAGGCAGCCCCUUUAGUGAUCCUGGCUUCUCAGCCCCAGAGCUCCAGCUCAGCAGCCUGCCUCCUGCUGCCGUCUCCUUCAAGACCUGGCAUGCGCUGAACGACAGGGAGCGUCUGAGCUGUGCCCAGGGGGCCUUCCUGGCCUUGACCCAGCACCUCCAGCUCGUGGAGGUUGACCAGAGUGACCUGAACCCUGGCAGUCCCAUCCUUCUGGCUCAGCUCGGGGCUGCAAGACUCAGGGCCCAAGGCCUGCUGGGCAACAUGGCUGCCAUCAUGACUGCCCUGGGCCUGCCUAUCCCCCCAGAAGAGGACACUCUCGGGCUUGUCCCCUUCGGGGCCUCGGCCUUCGAGAGGAAAUGUCGAGGUUAUGUAGUAACCCGGGAAUAUGGCCAUUGGACUGACCGAGCUGUGAGGGACUUGGCUCUGCUCAAGGCCAAAUACCCUGGGUAG